Messenger RNA from Helobdella robusta, 435 nucleotides. RefSeq lists its product as hypothetical. NCBI's taxonomy places the organism in Eukaryota, Metazoa, Annelida, Clitellata, Rhynchobdellida, Glossiphoniidae. The annotation marks the transcript as partial. Gene Ontology annotation, cellular component: nucleus. The record is from RefSeq and is a predicted model, not a curated record. The transcript has 3 exons. Gene Ontology annotation, biological process: central nervous system development; regulation of transcription by RNA polymerase II. Gene Ontology annotation, molecular function: DNA-binding transcription factor activity, RNA polymerase II-specific; RNA polymerase II cis-regulatory region sequence-specific DNA binding.
UGUGGUCGAACGUUUGACACACUUCACGACAUUGUGGUUCAUUUAACUGUUGAUCACGUUGGGGGACCAGAGCAGACUGACCACACAUGCUACUGGCAGGGCUGUGAAAGACUUAUGAAGCCAUUUAAGGCCAAAUACAAGUUGGUGAAUCACGUGAGGGUGCACACGGGGGAAAAACCCUUUCCUUGCCCCUUUCCCGGGUGCGGGAAGGUCUUUGCCAGGAGUGAAAAUUUGAAAAUUCACAAACGUACACACACUGGUGAGAAGCCCUUCAAAUGCGACUUCGAAGGAUGCGACCGACGAUUCGCGAACAGUUCCGACCGCAAAAAACACAGCCACGUGCACACGAGCGACAAGCCAUUUCACUGUCGAUUUGAAGGUUGCGACAAGACUUACACCCACCCAUCAUCCCUACGCAAGCACAUGAAGAUGCAC